CGCGUCGGUGCAGAGCAGCAGCACGCAGCUUCCUUUUUUUAAUUCAUUCAUUCAUUCAUCCAUCCAUCCAUCCAUCUCUCCAUUCUUCUUUUUUUAUAUAUAUAUAUAUAUGUAUAUAUUUCUUUCUUUCUUUUCCUUUCUUUUUUGCUUUUCUCCCCUACCUUUCCCCUGCUUGCGCUGUCCCGUUUUUUUAUGUUCAAUAAACACUUCAUUUGAAUCAUUUUGAAGCCUUGGUUUUAUUAUUAUUCUUAUUCUUAUUAUUAUUAUUCUUAUAAUUUCUUCAUUCCAUGCUGCUGAGUUGCAGAUAAAAGAGAAGGUGGAUUCGUUGUGGUGGUGGUGGCAGUGUAGCACGCGCUCGGGUGGCUUUAUUACUCUUAUAAUAUUUAUUAGAAUAUUUAUUCUAAACUAUUGGCCUUCAAUUUUGGCUCUGGACCUCGCCUAACUUUGCCUUUAUACACACGACGGCAUCUCCGAACUAACAUGGCAGUCAGGCUGUGUGAUGUGGCUUCUCUGCUUAGAAGUGGCUCGUGGGCGGCUGAGCCUUGGACCGGGCAGGUAAUCGCUGCCAUGGAAACACAGCUUUCGAACGGUCCGUCGUGUAACAACACGAGCAACGGUCCGAACCAGAUGAACAGCUGCUCCUCCCCAGUGGAGUCGGGUGGCAUGGAGGACAGCAAGACGAACCUGAUCGUGAACUACCUGCCCCAGAACAUGACCCAGGAAGAGCUGAAGAGCCUCUUCGGCAGCAUUGGGGAGAUCGAAUCCUGCAAACUAGUACGAGAUAAAAUCACAGGGCAGAGUCUGGGAUACGGAUUUGUGAAUUAUGUGGAUCCUAAAGACGCAGAAAAAGCCAUCAAUACUCUGAACGGUCUGCGACUCCAAACCAAAACCAUCAAGGUGUCCUACGCCCGUCCGAGUUCGGCUUCCAUCAGAGAUGCUAAUUUGUAUGUGAGCGGUUUGCCCAAGACCAUGACGCAGAAGGAGCUGGAGCAGCUUUUCUCUCAGUACGGACGCAUCAUCACCUCCCGAAUCCUCGUUGACCAGGUCACAGGCGUGUCUCGAGGUGUGGGUUUUAUCCGAUUUGAUCGCCGCAUUGAAGCAGAGGAGGCCAUUAAGGGCUUGAACGGGCAGAAGCCUUCCGGAGCCACUGAGCCCAUUACAGUGAAGUUCGCCAACAAUCCGAGUCAGAAAACCAGCCAGGCUCUGCUGUCUCAGCUCUACCAGUCUCCGAACAGGAGAUACCCAGGACCACUUGCCCAGCAGGCUCAAAGAUUCAGGCUGGACAACCUGUUGAACAUGGCUUAUGGAGUGAAGAGUAGGUUUUCUCCCAUGGCAAUCGACGGCGUCACCAGUCUGGGCAUCAAUAUCCCCGGUCACGCGGGCACAGGCUGGUGCAUCUUUGUCUACAAUCUGGCUCCUGACGCAGACGAGAGCAUCCUGUGGCAGAUGUUCGGGCCGUUCGGCGCCGUGACGAACGUCAAGGUGAUCCGCGACUUCAACACGAACAAGUGCAAAGGCUUCGGCUUCGUCACCAUGACCAACUACGACGAGGCGGCCAUGGCCAUCGCCAGCCUGAACGGCUAUCGCCUCGGAGACCGCGUGCUGCAGGUCUCGUUCAAAACUAACAAAACACACAAAGCUUAACGCAGUGUGUCUCUUCGAUUCUACAGUGCAACAUGUUUAAACUUUGUUCUUUAAAAAAAAAAUUAGCGAUUAAUAGCAUGCGUUGGGUGGCGACUGAGCCCAUCUUUUUCUUUUUAUUUCUUUUCCUCUGCUUUCUUUUUCUUUCUUAUUUUGAACCAUUUUCAAUGUGGGUGAAUAUUUGAGGAAAAAAAAAAAAAAUUGAUGAUCUUUCCAUGUUUAGUUUCUCAUAUUGAGUUCAUUGGCUGCAUAAAUGUUACUGUUAAAUUGAGCAAACACACAAAAAAAAACAAAAAGACAAAAAAAAUUCUUAAAACAGUACCUUGCCAAAGAGCUACAACCUCUUUGAAGUGGGUUUAAAAAAAAAAAGUGUCUAUUUUUAUAAAAAGAGAAAAUUUGGAGAAACUUUUUACUGGACAUGGAGCAAAAUAUUUUGACUUUGAGAAACUAUCUUCAUACGACACCCUGUGCAAUUUUCACACUUUACCAGACAGUUUGCAGAGUACGAAAUUUUCCGGAACGAUUUCUUGAUGACAAAGAUCAUCUUUUUUGAGGUCUUUGCAUUCGUUCCGCAGCUUGCGUUCGGAUUCGCUAUUUUUGAGACGCAGGCGGCUAAAAACGACAAAGGUUUUAUUACACGCGCACACACGUGCGCACGCAGGAACGAUGGAGGGAAUGUGUAGGUAGCAAGCGGUUUAAGUGAAUCGGUUCUUCCUUGACAGGUUCCUUCUAUAAAAUAGAUUGGGGGGGAGGGGGGGUGAAAGGGGGUUUCAGUGCUUUAGUAUCUUGUUGAACACUUGUCUUUGUAAACGCUGACAAAGGUUUGAAUGGUGAGAACGACGAUGCCUGCGGAUAGAACAAUAUCGACUGAGUGAAGGGAGGAAGAUCUCCUGAGUUAUUACCUUACUGUAAAUAAGUACUUUUUUUUUUCAUUUUUUUUCUUUUUCAAAAAGAGUGUUUUCUUUUUUGGGUUAAAGUACGUACAGUAAAUUUUUUGUUUAAUCAUUUAGUUUGACGGAGUUGUUUAGUUGAAACUUUGAUGCAUUGUUACUGUAUCUGAUUUGUUGGUGGUUUUGUCUGUAGGUAGUCUUGCUUCUGCAAAAUUCUAGGUAUUUGAUUUUUUUUUUCUUUGUUUUUUUUUUUUCUUAAAUCUAUAUAUUAUAAGCAUUAAAUAUUUGUGGUAAAAAUUGACAAGCCACAGUUUUGAACAAAAUACUUAUUUGAUUUAGUUUUUCGUCUUCAUGUUACACUUAAUACAUAAUAUAACCCAUUUUAAAAUUUCCAAUAAAAGUAUAUCUUGCUUAAUCUUUAUGAGGGGGAGCCUGACGAAGGCUUUUCCACGACCGUAGCAACACAGUGGCGUGUGUAUUCUCCACUCAAUGAAGGAACAAGCCUUUAACAGUGCAAUUCAGGCUCCCCGGAAUGUGUGGCAGUGUGCUAUGCAUUACUUUUCUUUUAUUUCUCUUUUUUUUUUUUUUUUUUUUUUUUUAUUUGGUGUGUUCAUUUUAUUUUCGUUCAUGAACUGUGGCUUUGUGCUGCUCAGGGACAGCGAGAGCUUUUCAUGCCACAUAAGGUUUAUUUUUCCAUUAAAAACAAAAAAUAAAAAGACAAAAAAAUAGCCAACGACGCUUGAAAAAAGGCAGAGACCAAUCAGCUGCUAGUGUUUAAACAUGGCUAUGUUUGAGCUCAGAUCCCGCAUAUGGCAUGAAAAGCCUCGGUGUCCCGUCUGUAGUCUCAGUUCUGUAGUGUGUGCAUUAUUUAUAUAAAGUUGUACAGUAUAAACUUAUUCACAGCUAAGUUUUGAUUAUUUUGUUUUUGUUAUUUAUGUUUUUGUUCAGUAUUGAAGACAAAAACAGUAUUAACUGAGGAUGUACAUGUUCUUUUGAGUUUUCUUUUCGUUUGUGUUUGGAAUACUUUGUAUUUUUUCAUGUUCGGUACAUCAAUAAAUAAAUUGAAGGAGGCUGUGAUAGA
Messenger RNA from Silurus meridionalis, 3612 nucleotides. RefSeq names its product ELAV like neuron-specific RNA binding protein 2 (gene elavl2). Gene Ontology annotation, cellular component: ribonucleoprotein complex. NCBI's taxonomy places the organism in Eukaryota, Metazoa, Chordata, Actinopteri, Siluriformes, Siluridae. The record is from RefSeq and is a predicted model, not a curated record. The transcript is spliced from 8 exons. Gene Ontology annotation, molecular function: RNA binding. Bases 481 to 1644 code for a protein of 387 amino acids.